AAGCAUUCCCGGAAGUAGCAUUUGUAUUUUGAAUCAUGUGAUAUGUGUUAGGAUUUUGCAUCGUUGUUGGUUUAAGGUUUAAUAGCUAAUAGUUUUGCUAUAUUAACUACGUCCUCUGCUGUUAAUUAGCUUAGCAUUUGGAGAGCAGUUGGUUAAGCUAACUAGCAGCCCCAAAGGGGAGGGGAUAAAAGGUAAAGGGACUCUGACAGGAGAGCUCAAAAUAAUGGACAAGAUAGCUAAAGAUGUGGGUGAUAUCCAGUCACGACUGCUGGACCACAGACCGGUCAUCAAUGCAGAGAUCCGCUACUUUAUGAGAGAGUUUGAGGAAAAGCGGGGGUACAGGGAGAGCCGUCUGCUGGAGAACAUCAAUAAAAGCGUGCUGGAAACGAACGAGCAAAUGCCGCCAGCAAAUUUCGAGGACAUGAAACAUCAGCUGUCUGACAUCAGUAAACGGUUGGACGCUGCUAAUCACAUGGCAGAGAGAGUCCAGCAGAGGGAGCUAGAGGCCCAACAGGGCACCCAGCUGAAGGCGAACAUGGAGCAGCUGAAAGAAGACUGGGCCGAGUUCCUGAAGGAGCAGCAGAGAUUAAAGGAGGAGGUGGAUGAAGAGCACGCACGGGCUGUAGGACAACUCAGCACUAAAUACAACGAAAAGAAGAAGGAGCUGGCCAAGUUUACCCUCUGAUCUGCUGAUGUUCCCGUGAGGAUGCGAGUGCACAAUGUGCCCUCUCUUAUUCAGUGAAUACAGUCGGUCCUGCACGCCUGUGUUACACAUACUAAACAAAACUACUGACUUUGCUCUGUGUACUUGAUGGCUGGAAGCAAAAGAGCAUUAAAUUCAGCAAGUUCCAAAUCGUGAAAUAUGAAAGCGUGAUUAACAACUUGUUGUUUUCACAGGCCCUCAAACUCAAGCACAUGGAAUAUGUACAGCAUGUAAAAAAAGAAAAGAAAAAGCCUGGAAUAUGUCGUUUUUAAACAAGCAGUCAUUUGAUUGUUCGUUGGCUGUGAAAUUUUCAACAUUUUAAGGUUUUUAAUGGAUGCCUGCCUGAAGGGUCCUGAUGGUAAAUUAACAUCGUGUUGAAAGCAGCCUUGAGUUUGGCACCACGGGGAGAUGUUCCGAGCACUUAAAGCGAGGUCGUUAAACGCUCGAGAAGCCCUUGUGGGCAGGUGUGCGUGAAGAAGAAACCGUCUCUCACCACCUCUGCUGUGUUUGGAACAUGUGACCUCUCACUUUAGCUACAAGUCAACAAACUGUCACGAUAAAAGUUUUUUGCUGAAACCGAUAUGCAUCAGCAGCUUAUGUUGUGUUUUUUCUUUCUCCUGCCACCUCAAAUCGAAUAUUCUUAUGUGAAAACAAAAAUUCUAAAUCAAAUCUGGAUUUUCUGGCUUUAAUCUCCCUGUAGCCCUGUAUGGUCGUCAGGCUUUGUGUGUAGUGUUCCUAACAAGUGUAAAUUUGAGCCUAUGAGCACAAUAGCAUGUAAAUGUAGUGAUAUUAACUGGAAAAGAACUAAAAUACUUUGUUGGUCUUGACCGUGACCAACAUGCUCUGCUUUUAAUGAAGUGUUUUGUUUUCUUGCACGGUGGCACACUUUGGGACAGGUGAAUGGAUGGGUGGGUGCGCUUGGCACAUUCUUGGCUUGGCUGAGAACAGAGUUCAUCUCAAAGAACGUAGCAGGAGAAAUAUUUAACAGAA
Messenger RNA from Oreochromis niloticus (Nile tilapia), 1693 nucleotides. It is a transcript of the gene bloc1s5, whose product is annotated as biogenesis of lysosomal organelles complex-1, subunit 5, muted. Gene Ontology annotation, cellular component: transport vesicle; BLOC-1 complex. Lineage: Eukaryota; Metazoa; Chordata; Actinopteri; Cichliformes; Cichlidae. The transcript is spliced from 5 exons. The coding region runs from base 224 to 685 and encodes 153 amino acids. The record is from RefSeq and is a predicted model, not a curated record.